Molecule: messenger RNA, 1122 nt
Organism: Linum trigynum
Lineage: Eukaryota; Viridiplantae; Streptophyta; Magnoliopsida; Malpighiales; Linaceae
Source: the annotation of a GenBank genome assembly
CUAGGCAAAAUACACUUACAUAGCCAUAAUUUUAUACUUUGUGACAAUAAUAGCCAAUUCAAAAAAAAAUACACAGAUAUAGCCAUUCCGUCGAUAACUUUGACGGCACUACAGUAAAUGCUUAUUGGACUAACUUUUUUUACGACGUGGCAAUUUUUCGUCAAAAAUCAUGUUAGGUGGAAAUUAUCAAUUUUCUUUAAGUUUAUUAAAAACUCCUAACUAUUUUUCUUCAGUCCCUUUCACUUCUUCCCCUUCCUCUUCUCUUGAGUUUCCACCGCCGCCGCUGCAAAUCAUCCAGCCGCACCUACCAGCUCCAUCGCCGACUAGAAGCCUAGUCGAUUCAUCUUCCAUUUUCUCGCUGAAAUACUCAUCCAAUAACCAUUAUUCGCAUCGACGAACAUACGCCAGUCGACGGCUGAAGAGAGGAUGAGAAAGACAAAGAAGGAGCACUCUGAAGGGAAGACGAAGACGAGAUGCGAUACGGAUAUGGAGAUAGGGUGCCAGAUCUAGAAGUCGGAGUGCCGAACAGGGAAUUGCAGCGCCAGAUCUGAAGGAUCUAAGAAAUCCAGUGAUGAGUAGGCGUGGAUUGGGGCGAUUUGUGAUGGGUUAGUACCCGCCGGUUGUGAUGGCUGCGGCUUCAUGAGUUUGGUUCUGGUAUUGGUGGCGAUGGUUUCUCUUGUGGCGGUAGCGGUGGCGGCGGCGGCGGCGGCGAUGGGUCCUUCGUUGGCUCAGUUUGUGGAGGUGGCGAUGGGUCCGUUGCUCCUUCUGCUUCGGGAUUCGUCCGGUGGUGAUCCACCACCAUAUGGUGGUUGUUAUAGCAGGCCGGAGGGAGGUUCUGAAUUGGAUCAUAUGAUCGUUGAGGGACAUCGAUGUAGUGAUCAUGAAUCCCUGUGAAACAAAUUCAUCAUUGAUGAAGCAAAAAUCAUGUGGUAGACAAGAAGGGAGCAGCCAAACCAGACGAGAAUGACAAAUACCACUGGCUUACGACACCCAUCCAAACAAACCCUUCAUUGUUAAUUAUUUUUUUUUUUUUGUGGGAAACGAAGCGCUGAGGGUGCUCCAACCUUUAAUUGUUAAUAACCAACCGUGGGGUCUGGACCCCAAUCAAGUCGUGGUACAGCC